Molecule: messenger RNA, 1708 nt
Organism: Anopheles moucheti
Lineage: Eukaryota; Metazoa; Arthropoda; Insecta; Diptera; Culicidae
Product: cytochrome P450 6A1-like
Exons: 2
Coding region: 130-1632 (500 amino acids)
Molecular function (GO): monooxygenase activity; heme binding; iron ion binding
Source: RefSeq, a predicted model, not a curated record
AGGGCGCAGAUAAGUAUAAUUUACAAUCACAUAAUUGACUCAUGUGGCACUUGUGCGCGACGUGAUCAUAAUUAUACGUAGCAGCGGAAAGCAGGCUACUGCGAAGAUCGUUUUCCAGUCCAGUGCAAGAUGCUGAUCUAUCUGCUGCUAAUCGCUGUGACAGCUGCGGUUUGGAAUGUCCGACGAAAGUAUUCAUUUUGGGCGGAUCGUGAUGUACCGUACGUGCAACCCCGAUUCCCAUUCGGCAACAUUCAAGGCAUCGGAAGACGGAUGCAUUCAUCCCAACUGAUGACAAAGUUCUACCACGAGAUGAAAUCUUCCGGGAGGACAUUCGGUGGUAUUUACUUCUUUACCAAUCCGGUCGCUUUGGCACUCGAGCUGGACUUUGUGAAGAACGUGCUGGUGCGUGAUUUCGCCCACUUCCACGACCGUGGCGUGUACUACAACGAGAAGGAUGAUCCCAUAUCGGGCCAUUUGUUCAACAUCGAGGGUUCCAAGUGGACCAAUCUGCGAAAGAAGUUGAUCCCAACUUUUUCUUCCGGCAAGAUGAAAAUGAUGUGUCCAACGAUCGUGUCCGUUGGUGGACGGUUCCGGGAGUGUUUGGAGCGAUGCAUCGCGAUUGAAGGCGUGGUAGAGAUGAAGGAACUGCUGGCCCGGUUUACCACGGACGUGAUCGGGACGUGCGCGUUCGGCAUCGACUGCAACAGUCUGAACGAUCCGAAUGCCGAAUUCUUACGGAUGGGUCGCAAAGUGUUCGAAGUGCCCCGGGGUCGCAUACUGAAGUUCUUCUUCAUGGCCACCUUCAAGGACUUUUCGCGGCGCAUCCACAUCAAGGGCACUAGCGAGGACGUGUCGCAGUUCUUCUUCAAGGUGGUACGGGAAACGAUCGAGUAUCGCGAGCAGCACAACGUCCAGCGGAACGACUUUAUGAAUCUGUUGAUGCAGUUGAAGAACAGUGGCCAGUUGGAUGAUAGCGGCGAGACGGUCGGGACGCUCAACCUGAACGAGAUCGUUGCACAGGCGUUCGUGUUUUUCCUCGGCGGCUUUGAGACGUCCUCGACGACGAUGUCCUACUGCCUGUACGAGCUUGCCUUGAACGAGCAUUUACAGCAGCGGGCACGACAGUGUGUGCUGGAUGCUGUUAAAAAGCACGGAGGUCUUUCAUACGAUGCACUCAUGGAUAUGCCCUACAUCGAUCAGUGUAUUAACGAAUCGCUUCGAAAAUACCCCCCGGGGGCAAAUCUCAUACGGCAGGUCAGUCAAGAUUAUCGUGUACCGGGCACGGGUGUUACCUUUCCGAAGGGUAUGAACGUGAUGAUUCCGGUGUACGCCAUCCAUCACGAUCCGGAACACUAUCCCGACCCGGAACGGUACGAUCCGGACCGAUUUGCGCCGGAAGCAAGCGAAACAAGGAAACCGUACAGCUUCAUCCCGUUCGGGGAAGGUCCAAGGAUUUGCAUAGCAGCUCGAUUUGGAAUGCUGGAAGCACGGGUUGGGCUAUCGGUGCUGUUGAUGCACUUUAGCUUUUCCAGAUGUGCUAAGACAAGUGUGCCGUUGGUCAUUUCUUCCCGACAUGCUGUACUGACGCCGGAAGGUGGACUGUGGCUGAAGGUGGAAAAGCUGCAAGCUUAGAGGAAUAAGCGAUUGUUAUUCUGGCCGUUAAGAGUCGCGCCAGAAAUUUGGUAAGUGAUAUGCAGUCGAAUGUAUA